AUGAGGCUGUCAACCCUGAUUGCCGCCUCCUCGGCGGGCAUUGCGGCUGCCCACGAAGGUCUUCAUAUACCCAGGAUCCUGGGUGGAAGACAGUUCUUGUCUGAGUUGGCUGCUCAAAGGAGGGCAGCAGCUGCUGUCUCUCCCAAGGCCAACGCACGGCAUUUCGAGGAGUCUGGGAGCGUAGAGAAGCGCCAGCAGACCCCGAACCCAACGCGCUGUGGUCCUAAUUUUGGUGGUGCGUCGUGCCAGGAGGGCUAUUGCUGCUCUUCGGCAGGCUGGUGCGGUAUUGGGCCCGAGUACUGCAAUGCCCCUGACUGCCAGAUCAACUACGGUCCUGGCUGCGAUGCCAACAAGAUCCCCAAUGGCCCUGAUACGCGGAACGUCCCUCGUCCGCGCGUCGGCUCUGUCCCCUACGGCGGCACGGGUAUCUAUGGCUGCGAGAACCCUGGUGACAUCGCCAUCACGUAUGACGACGGGCCGUACCUGUACACAAACGACCUCUUGGACCUGUUCGCCCAGUACAACGCCAAGGCAACCUUCUUCAUCACCGGUACCAACAUCGGCAAGGGUCAAAUCAACGACCCUAGCACUCCCUGGCCGGACGUCAUCAGGAGAAUGCACAAUGAAGGCCACCAGAUCGCCAGCCACAGCUGGUCGCACCAGGAUGCUGCCGAGCUGACGGAGCAGCAGAUCAUCAACCAGAUGGUGUACAACGAGAUCGCCAUCAACGACAUCCUCGGCUUCUUCCCGACCUACAUGCGCCCGCCCUACUCCAGCUGCCCGGCCCUCUGCCAGCAGGUAAUGUAUGACCUGGGCUACCAUAUCACCUACUUCAACUUCGACACCGAGGGUUACCUGCACACCCAGCCCGACCAGAUCCAAAUCAGCAAGGACAUCUGGGACAGCACCAUCAACUCCUCCAACCCGAACGUCAACAGCUUCCUGCACAUCGAGCACGACAUCCACUGGCAGGUCGUCUACAACCUGACCGAGUACAUGCUCCAGUCGCUCGUCAGCCACGGCUACCGCGCCGUCACCGUCGGCGAGUGCCUCGGCGAUCCGAAGGAGAACUGGUACCGGACCGGCCCCAGCUCCGGCCCUGGGGCGAGUACGUCGACUGCUGCUUCUACUUCUACUGCGACUUCGGUAACUACCUCUACCGCUCCGACCCAGACAGGAACCGUCAGUACUGACGGAACUUGCGGCAACGGUGUGACGUGCCUCGGCAGCGAGUUUGGCAACUGCUGCUCGCAGUAUGGCUGGUGCGGCUCUACUUCGGACUACUGCGCCCCGGAGAAUGGCUGCCAGCCUGAAUGGGGCACUUGCGGCCUCUCGUCAUCGUCGUCGUCGUCGACCCUCGCCACCUCGACCUCGACCUCGACCGCCUCGACCCCGACUGGCACCAUUCCCGUCAGCACCGAUGGACACUGCGGUUUUGGCGUAACGUGCGAGGGCAGUGUGUUCGGAAACUGCUGCUCGCAGUAUGGCUGGUGCGGUUCCACCAUCGAUCACUGUUCUCUUGAGCUCGGCUGCCAGCCGGAAUGGGGUAUUUGCGAUGGUGAGGAGGAACCGACUUCUUCGUCUUCGGCUGUUGCUUCGACCUCGACCUCCACUAGCUCGUCCUCGACUUCUACCAGCUCGACUUCCACCUCGACUAGCUCGUCCUCGACUUCUACCAGCCCGACUUCCACCUCGACUAGCUCGUCCUCGACUUCGACUAGCUCGGCCUCCGCUUCUUCGACAUCUACCUCGUCCUCCACUUCUUCAGCUUCUGCCUCGUCCAGCUCGUCAUCUUCCUCAGCCCAGCCAACCCAGACCGCUGUCGUCUCGACCGACGGCACCUGCGGCAAUGGCGUGACCUGCUUGGGCAGUGACUUCGGCGACUGCUGCUCGGCCUACGGCUGGUGCGGCUCCUCGGCCGUUUACUGCGCCAUCCAGAACGACUGCCAGUCUGAGUGGGGUCUCUGCUGGGACGAGAACGACCCGCCGACGACGACCUCGAGCUCCGUCGCGACCCCGACUGCCAUCAGCACUAAUGGCCGCUGCGGUAACGGCGUAACCUGCAUUGGCUCUGCCUUUGGCGACUGCUGCUCGGCCUACGGCUGGUGCGGUACCAGCGUCGACCACUGCUCCAUCGAGCUCGGCUGCCAAACCCUCUGGGGCACGUGCGAUGGCGAGGAGGAGCCGCCUGUGACGAGCAGCGCUAGCACCAGUGAGACUACCAGCACCACCACCACCGGCGUUAACCCUAGCAGCAGCUCUGACAGCAGCUCUGCUAGCAGUUCCAGCUCUACCGUAACUGAGACAACCUCGAGCAGCAUCAUCUCUUCCACAUCCACCCAGGCAUCUUCCACAUCCGCCAGCAGCACAUCCUCUACCAGGACCAGCACCUCGUCUACCCGCAGGCCCACCCCGACUCGGAGGCCUUGCAAGAAGAAGCGCUCGCUGCAGAACCUGAACGAGCCGGCUGCCCCAGCUCCGGCUCCGCUUUUCAGGGCGUGA
This is a messenger RNA of Thermochaetoides thermophila DSM 1495, 2502 nucleotides long. RefSeq names its product deacetylase-like protein. Lineage: Eukaryota; Fungi; Ascomycota; Sordariomycetes; Sordariales; Chaetomiaceae. The coding region runs from base 1 to 2502 and encodes 833 amino acids. The record is from RefSeq and is a predicted model, not a curated record. The transcript is spliced from 4 exons. Gene Ontology annotation, molecular function: hydrolase activity, acting on carbon-nitrogen (but not peptide) bonds; chitin binding. Gene Ontology annotation, biological process: carbohydrate metabolic process.